Dendronephthya gigantea is the source of this 4188-nucleotide messenger RNA. RefSeq names its product WASH complex subunit 4-like. Lineage: Eukaryota; Metazoa; Cnidaria; Anthozoa; Malacalcyonacea; Nephtheidae. The coding region runs from base 205 to 3732 and encodes 1175 amino acids. The record is from RefSeq and is a predicted model, not a curated record. Gene Ontology annotation, biological process: endosome organization; endosomal transport. Gene Ontology annotation, cellular component: endosome; WASH complex. The transcript is spliced from 37 exons.
UGUAUUAUACGAAGCCUUUCUGUCGUAAAUCAAAAUGCAUAUAAAAAAACCAUGAUCCACGAACAAUUUAAAAAAAUUCCGAAAAGACAAUCUUGACAUCUUGAGAGUCAAUCAAAAUCAUGUCAUCAUCAGUGGACUAUCCAGUAUUCUUUUGAGAUCAGUCUCAGUAAGAAGAAAUAUGAAGAAGUGAAAUUUUCAUCGAACAUGGAGUCGGAAGUUGACAAAAGUUGGGCAUUUGAUGCGUUUAAUGACGGGUCUAUAAAAAUUGUGAGUGAAGUUCAACUGCGGAAGUAUGGUCAAUUUUUGGAGGAAUAUGCGUCACAGCUAAAAGGUAUCGAAGAUGCGCUGGACGAGUGGAUUGGCGAGUCAUGGGAUUUCUCCCUUGAUCCGAUUCAGCUACAGGUAUUACCUUACGAAAAAGCAAAACUAAAUGAACUAAUAAAGACUGAUAACAAGGUUUUUAACAAAGUAAUGAUGGUGUUCUCAGCACUCUGCUCAGAAAUUAGUGAGCUCAAACAUGAGGCUGUGAACAAGUUUUAUUACCCAUUAUUGCUGUUUGAAGAGUCAGUGUCAGAUGCAGCUUUACCGGAAGGCGAUGCUCAGGUGAAACUUGGAAGAUUACUACCUUUGCUGCAGGAAAUUUCAAGUUUUGUGUAUCGAGCCAAUGAAGUGGUCAAGCAUGUUGUACAGCAGUUGUCUUUGUUAUAUGCCAAGUCGGGUGCAAGAGUACUUGAUGUUUCUGGUGUCCACCUCACAACUGUAUUUGAACAUAUUGGAGAGCUACUGACAGUUCUUAUCACUCUUGAUGAAAUUAUGAAUGAAUGUUCUGGAAUUCAUGAAAACUGGAAAAGAUACAAAAGGAUGUUGAAAUCAGUGCAACACAAUCCAAGCGUGUUUAGUGUCAAUCCAGACAAGUUGAGACCUUUAGAGAAAUGGAUAAUGAAGAUUGAAGGACAAAUCUUGGAUGGCUUGAUCUUUGAUAACUGUGUUAAACAAAUCUUUGACACGACGACAAUCCCAGUGAACAGUAAUCGUGGAUUUUACGACGAGUUUCUUCAUAACCUUCAGGUCAUUUUCACAAGCAUAGAACCAAAGCUUGGUGAGAGCGGUGAGAUUGAUCAACGCCAAGAAUUUGUUGGUUUUCUUGGACUCUUCAGUUUAUACGUUCAGAUAUUUCGUCAAAUCGAUAAGAAGUUCAUCAGGCAGAUUUGGGAUGUGCACAGAAAGAUACCUGGUAUUCAUUUGGUUGGAAACAUCAUGUUUUUUCCAAAUGAAUUCCUUCAGUCAAAGAUUCCACAACUGCAGAAGUUCAUUGAUCGCAAGCAAGAAGCAGUUGUGACAUCAUCAAGAGAGAGUUUUCUUUCGACUAUGAAUCAAAACUUACCCAGGGAAGCAAAGAAUUUCAAUCUUCAAGUUGGUUCAUGGAUGGUGUUAAUGGAAUCAAGUUUAAGUAAAGGAGAAAGUCUGACUGAAAAUUUGAAUUCACGAUGCUCAUUGUUUCUCAAGGGAAUUUUGUAUGCGUCCACGAUAAGCCACCGUGUGAAAACUGUGAUGAAUCUUCAUCUGGCGAUGAAUGUCCCAAUGACAAAGACAGCCGUGUUAGCGUUGUGUAAAUUAGUUGAGUUACUCAAAGCUAUUGAACACACGUUUCAUCGUCGUAGCAUGUUCAUAGCAGAAAGUCUUACUCACGUAAUCCAGUAUCUGUCAUAUCUCGCCUUGAUCUCGCUGGAAACAGCAAAGAAUCGUGUCGCCGCAGACAAGAAAUAUACACACAAACGUCUGGAUGUAAUGGCUGCACUUCUUAUGGUUCAAAAUGCGUUGAACGGAAUGGGAACCCGGGAAAGACGACUUGUGAUGAAACUUGGUCUUCACGUCGCCACUCAAUUGAAAACAUUCAAGGAUGAAGAGUUGAGUAAUCUAAAAUCAGUCAUGAAGAAACUUGAAACAAUUUGUGAACUACGAAACAAAAUGCGAGAAGUAUGUGAUUGCGGCUUUCUUUACUGGCACAAGAUUAUUUUCCCGAUAUAUUUGAAUGAUAUUGUCGAGAAAGUUACUGACGCUCAAAGAGUUCAUUAUAUGUUUGGAGCUCUUCGUGACUGUGUCCUGCCUUUGAAACAAUCACGACAUGAUCCGCCAGACGUCAUGCUGGAGACUUUUAAUCAGGAAAUUUCAAAAAAUUUUGAUGAGCAUUUUCUAGCUCCAGUUUGUCGUCAAAUCGAGACAGAUCUUCGUCUCCACAUUCACCAACAUUUACAAGUUGGGGACAGAAAUCCCUUCAGGGUUGGUGUGAAGGACUUGUCCCAAUUUCUGAAAAUCAAACCAAUAAGAUUCUUCGAUCGGCUGAUCAAUGUGAAAGAACAUGUCGCUCAUUAUUUGGACUCGACAUUUUAUAACCUGACGACAGUAGCUCUUCAUGACUGGAAGACUUAUGGCGAGAUGAAGAAUUUAGCUGCUCAGCGAUACGACUUGACCAUGACCGAGGCUCAUCUACCCAGUCAAACACUGGAACAGGGAUUAGAUGUUCUCGAAAUUAUGCGAAAUAUUCACAUUUUCAUCUCUCGAUAUUUGUACAACCUCAAUAAUCAGAUUUUCGUGGAACGUUCGUCGAACAACAAACAUCUAAACACCAUCAACAUUCGCCACAUCGCUAACUCAAUUAGAACUCAUGGUUCUGGAAUCAUGAACACCACUGUGAACUUUACCUAUCAGUUUUUGAGAAAGAAAUUCUUUAUUUUUUCACAAUUUUUGUAUGAUGAGCACAUUAAAGGCAGAGUUCUAAAGGAUAUUAGAUAUUUUAAAGAAAUACGCGAAGAGACAGGACAGAAAUAUCCGUUUGAGAGGGCAGAGAAGUUUAACAAAGGAAUUAGAAAACUUGGUUUGACCCCGGACUCCUUGAGUUAUCUUGAUCAAUUCCGAGAACUUAUUACACAAGUUGGUAAUGCCAUGGGCUACAUUAGAAUGGUCAGGUCUGGUGGACUGCAUUGUGUAUCAAAUGCCAUAAGAUUUGUUCCCGAUCUUGAAGACAUUAUUUCGUUUGAUGAACUCGUAAAAGAUGAAGGGCUGUCGGACGAAACGCAAGAAGCUGCAAAAAAUCUUGACGCUGCCAUUGGUAAUAUGGCCAAGAAUUUUGCCGAAGGAACAGAUUAUUUCAAGCUUUUAGUGGAUGUGUUCGUUCCGCAAUUCAGAGAUUUGAAGAAUAUGCAUUUAAGAAAUUUCUACAUUAUCGUGCCUCCCUUGACGUUAAACUUUGUCGAAUAUUCUAUGAAUCGUAAAGAGAAGAUGACCAAGAAAAACAAAGAAGGAGCUGCUUUCACGGAUGAUGGCUUUGCAAUGGGCGUUGCUUAUAUUCUAAAAUUGUUGAAUCAAUAUAAGGAAUUUGAUUCUCUUCAUUGGUUCCAGUCGGUUGAUCAAAAAUAUCAAACUGAUAUGCGUAAAGUAUCUCAGUCACUUGAUGGACGAAGCGGUAGAGAUGAGAAACUACAACAAACACUUAGUCUCACGCAAAAGAGAUUAACAGCCUAUCAAAGAGAGUUUGAACUAUUGUAUUACUCUCUGAGCAGUGCUCGAGUUUUCUUUCGUGCUGAUAAGACUGAGGCUGAAGAGAAAGAAGAAAAGGAACAAUCUCAGGGUGAAAAUCCUGAACAGGACAGCGAGGCCUCGACUGCUGCCAAUGAUGAAGGUGGUGCCUCUGAACCGCCGCCACCCCCUCCCCCACCUCCACCGCCGAUGUAAAUGACUCCUUCGUGACACUCGGCCUUAAUUAAGCGAUUUUAGGAAACAAUUAUGAUUAUAAUGAAUGAAUAAAAAAGAUGAAAGAGAAAAUGGGAUUGGAACCCCCCUUCAGGACCCCUGCAUAAUUUGGAGAUAUAUUCAGGGCGGCGCUAGCCGCUAUAGAGGGUGUGUGUUUCAUACAUUCAUGUUUAUAAAAGUGUAAAAACAAUUGCUAUCAAAAGAAAUCAUUCGGACAUAAGAAGGAUAUAUGAAAGUACAACACCCACAAUUAAGCUUCUAGCGCCAGCCCUGGAUAUAGUCGUGCAAAUUAUCCGCUAUAAGGAGACUGACGUCUUUGGGAAGGGGGAGGAGAAUUGCAGUCAGCCGGUCAUACCUUGUAAUAAAGUGGUGGCAAGUAUUACACCAGAUUAUGCAAUUGCUUGAAAAACGAGUUUCUAAUUUCUAAAUUAAAUUGAA